Molecule: messenger RNA, 702 nt
Organism: Lactuca saligna
Lineage: Eukaryota; Viridiplantae; Streptophyta; Magnoliopsida; Asterales; Asteraceae
Source: the annotation of a GenBank genome assembly
AUGUCCACAAAAUGUUUAAUUGUUUGCAGCUUCUACACAAGGUUGGCCGCCAUUUCUUCGAUUAUACUGAUUUUUCCCUACAUCGUUAUAUAUUUUCUUCUUAUUUGGUUCACACCGCCUCCGAAACACCGGCGCCACAGCAGCCUCCAUCUUCAACAUCAUCCUUCCCUGCAGCCACCGGCGCCGCCCUCCUUCUCACCGAAGCAACCGACACCGCCGACUUCUGCGCAGUCGUUUGAUUGGGUACUGAAGAUCCUCGCCUCUCUUAAAAAUCUGCACUUGAUGGAUCCUAAAUACACAGGAGAGAUGUUAAAACACUUGGAGAAACAGGAUGAACUCCUCAUGGAUGCUUAUAGAUCAAUGUCACAUGAAUUACAUAAACUUCAGGUUGAGGAAGAAAUGUUAAUGCGUGCGUUUUAUGAUCUCAUGGCAUCUCAAGGUCUGGCUACAAAGAGACAAGAUGGUACAAGUGUUUUGGAAGAUAUUGAGCCACCACAGUCAAAAUCAUUGGUCAAUGUGGAUAGUAAUAAAAAACAUUAAAUAAGUCAAACGUUGUUUUUGAGGUUUAAAUUUUGGGUAAAUAUUUGUUAUUGAAUAGCAUAUGUGGCUAACGACUUUUGUUACACAAUGUGGAUGUGGUCUAUGAGAAACGUAUUAACUAUGUGUACACUAACACUAAAUCGAAUUUUAAAAAGUAGAGCU